AUGAACUGGGAGGUCAGCGAGGGCGGAGAGGCGGAGUACGACGGGCCGUUGGUCGGCGCGGCGGGCAGCGACUAUGUGGCCAUGAUGCUGGGAGGGGGAGCGCCGCAGCGCGCCAUCCAGGAGAUUCAGGCCCGCGGCUCCCUGCAGGAUGCAAGGUGCGAGGCUGUGUUGGGCCUGCUGGGCGCCGUGGGCGUGCCACGCGCGGAGGCCUGCCAAGCGGCCAUCCGCGCGGCCCGCGUCGAGCUCCUCGCUGCGAUCCCCAAUCUGUCCCAGGACCGCCUCCUGCUCCUCCUCGACGCCUCUUUCCCGUACAUCGGCAUCCAGGAGCUCCGCCCCGUCCCCCUCGCCGCCCUCGGCGGGCUGCGGCCCGUUCCCGAGGCCUACCUGCGGCGCUUGGCUGCUGACAAGGAACUCCUCGCAGAGCUGCCCACCACGGUGCAGCGGCAGGUCUUCGAGAUCGACGAGGUGCUCCUCAAGCGCUGGGCGCUGCCCGUCGUCGCGCAGUACCCGUCCGAGACCGCGUCGCGCAUGCGCGCGCUGGACAUGGACUUGGGCGCCCCGCCGGGCGGACUGACGUCAGGGAGGGGUCGGCGGCUGCCGGUGCUGCCGCGGCGGGUGCUGCGCGCCGGGAGCGGGAGCCUGCGGCAGCUCGCGGAGAUGGUGGGGGAGUCCAGGGGGGUGUAUUCCAAGCUCGCAGCCCUGAUGCUGACCAAGUUCCACGCCGAGAGCGCGGUUUUCGUGUCGGCAGGGCUUGCGUCGUACUGCACGCUCCGCGUGCAGCUCCUGCUGAUGCUUUUGGACAACGGCGUCAAAGAGGUCGCCUCCGCGGAUCCAUUACUCCCCCUGGCGUACGUCCUUGACACCUCCCUGGCCGAGCACCGCAUCUCGGACGACUCCCUCGCCGCGCUCCGCCUGUUCUUCGACCCGCUGCGUGACCGCGAGAAGGAGGCUGAGGAGGCCGGCGGCGACCAGGGGCGCUUCGCGAGCGCGGCACCGCACGUGCCGGGGCGCAUGCGGAUGCGCAAGGUGGGGGCGGAGGGCAUCGGGGACGAGUCGCGGGAACGGAAACGGCGACGACGCGAAGAAGAGAUGCGCGAAGCGCGGGAAAAGGGCGAAGAGAUGCCCGCGGAGAUGGCGCGCGGGCGGCUGCUGGGCGAAGCAGGUGCCGCGCUGCGCGACCCGUCGACGCUGUACCUCCUUGGUCACGAGAUUGUCCGGCGGCUCGGGGCCGACGCGGACUCCGAGCCCUUCACUCCGCCCGCUGACUCCCCCCCCGACACACCGGACACCCCCCUCCAGCUCCUCUCCCGCCUGCUCCAGCUCGCGAUGAGCGCGCGCUGGCUCCUCCGCGAGCUCACCGGCGAUCCAGGCGCCCGCGUCGCCCUCCCGUCCCCCUCGCUCGAGCUCACCCGGGAAUACUACCCCCUCCUGCGUGCUGUCAUCCAUCUUAGCCACAACAACAACCCCCCCGGAGCACCGGAUGACCCCGCGGCCACGUCGGGCACCGCGUCCGCCCUCGUCGAGGCCGCGAACAAGCUCCAACCGCACCUGACGCGGUCACCCGAAGCCAGGCUGCCCGCGUUUCUCUACGCGCUCGAUGCAACUGGGGGAGCAGACCGGUCGCGCGACGUGGCGGCGGGGCGCGCGGACUACGCUGCGGCGGUCGCGAUGUUGUCGGUGCUGCGGAGGGUGCUCGAGGGGCUGUGCGCGCGGUCGCCGGGGUCGCUGGUGGAGUGGGCGCCGUUUGCUGCUACGCUGGCGCGGCGGGUGGCGUCGGCGGUGCAGGGUGGAGGCGUGGUGCCAGGGGACGCGUUCUGGGAGCUCGCAUUCGACGGAAUACUGAUGAAGCUCAUCGGCGUGGACCCGCAGGUACACGACGAGGUCCUGCGCGUGCUCCUCGUCGCGGGCCGCCACAUGACCAGUGGCCAGCUGUCGUCCUACGUCGAGGCCUCCCUUGCUCGCACCAAGCAGUCCCGGCUCGCCCGGGCGCGCCGCGGCGUCGGCGAGGACCUGGAAGGCCUCGACUCGGGCCACGUCGCGGCGGGCGGGUACUCGAGCGGCGGCGCAUUGACGAGCCGGUACCGCCCUGGAGACGUGGGGCCGAGAGGGGUUCCGGAGGGGGUGGAGCGGAGGGCGCCGGGGGCUCGCGGCGGAGCGACGUGA
Pedinophyceae sp. YPF-701 is the source of this 2163-nucleotide messenger RNA. The record is from the annotation of a GenBank genome assembly. NCBI's taxonomy places the organism in Eukaryota, Viridiplantae, Chlorophyta, Pedinophyceae.